AUGGUGUACGAGACGUAUCUAUAUGAUUUGCUAGCUGUGGCUCCCGAGGCCUCGGGAGACGAGAUAGGCAAGGCUUACAAGAAGCUAGCCUUAAAGUACCAUCCAGACAAAACCAACCAUAACCCUGAGCUUACAGAGAAAUUUAAAGAGGCCACGCGAGCUUACGAGAUCCUUAAAGAGCCUCAUACAAGAAACGUAUAUGAUGCCUAUGGCCCUGAUGGUCUAGACGGCACGGCUGCUGCUAAAGAGGAACAGCAGGCGAGACAGAAUCAGCGCAGAAGAGGACCUACCACACGGUUCCCAUUCCAACAAGACCUAUUUACACAGAUGUUCAAUGACAUGAAUUCUGUUUUCUCGGGUUCUCCGUUUGACCAGCACUUUGGGUUCUUUGGAGGACCUGGACCAUCCAUGGGGAAUGCUGCAGGCAGCAAUAUGAACAUGGGAUUCAAUAUGAAUAUGAACAUGGGCAUGGGUACCGGUGCUGGUGCCGGUGCUGGUGCCGGUGGCAAGCGUGUGGUACGUCCUGCUCCAGCAGACCCUCAGGCCAAUCGAGUCCAGCAGGGUCCAGACAUUCAGCAUACUUUCAAGGUGUCGUUAGCAGAUAUGUACUACGGCCGCUUGGCCAAGUUCCAGCUCGCGAGACGUGCCAAGUGUACUACCUGUGGUGGUGUUGGGGGCCUCAAUCCUCGUACAUGCCGUCAAUGUAAUGGCCUGGGUAGAAUUAUUGUCCAGAUCACAGACCGUUUUACCAGAGUCCAAGAAAUUGGUACAUGCCAGCCAUGUCGUGGUACAGGUAUCUAUACUUCUGCUGCAGACAAAUGUCCCGACUGUGACGGCGGCUUUAAAAUGGAGAAGACGAUUCUCAGUGUUCAGAUUCUCCCUGGUCUGAAGAAUGGCGACAAAUGUAUACUUCGAGGCAUGGCAGAUGAGGGAAGAAACAUUGUUCCUGGUGACGUUGUUAUCCAUCUUCAGGAGAUCCCUCAUCCUUUUCUCGUGAGAAGAAACAAUGACCUAUAUCUCGAGAAGGAUAUCGACUUGAAGACGGCCCUUCUCGGUGGUAGUGUCAUGGUGCAUGACUUCAUCAAUACUGGUGAAGAUCUCAAGAUCUUAGUCAAUGUCCACGGCAAUGACUCUAUGAACGACUCUUUAGAUUCUGAAAUCAAACAUGGAGAAGUUGUUGGCUCAAUCAAUCUGAAUGCGCCAAAGAUAGUCAAGGGCAUGGGCAUGCCUAUCAAUCUGAGUAUCCGUCAAGGUAGAUACUUCCAGAACGACAAUUUAGAAACAAACCAUUCCAGCAUAAAGCGCGGCGACUUAUUUAUUAGAUUCAAUGUCCAAAUUCCAUCAUUGGAUCAAUUCUCCAGCAUCCAAGACAUCGCUAUGCUUUCCAAGAUCUUGCCGGAUAAGCCAGCAGAGCAACCCGGCAGAUCCACCACACACGAACAGCAUCUUUCAAACUUGCCUGAGGCACCUAUAGUAACGGGUUCAAAGGUUCAUUCACCUGAGGAGUAUGAUUAUGACCGCAUUGAAGUUGACAGCCAGGACCUGAAGGAAGAAGAACAAGACGACAUUUUCUACAUGGGUGAAUGGUCAAAAGAAGCAGACGAAGGAAAGAAGAGGCGGAAGUGUAACAGCAGACAGUCGGCUAAGACAGGCGCAAAAGGAUCUGAUCCCGCGACGUUUGGCAAGACUAGUGUUCGCUGUUGA
Messenger RNA from Candidozyma haemuli, 1704 nucleotides. RefSeq lists its product as uncharacterized. The record is from RefSeq and is a predicted model, not a curated record. The coding region runs from base 1 to 1704 and encodes 567 amino acids. Gene Ontology annotation, biological process: protein refolding. Gene Ontology annotation, molecular function: Hsp70 protein binding. NCBI's taxonomy places the organism in Eukaryota, Fungi, Ascomycota, Pichiomycetes, Serinales, Metschnikowiaceae. The transcript has a single exon. Gene Ontology annotation, cellular component: nucleus; cytosol; cytoplasm.